AUGGCUGCCUCUAACCCCCUUGCAGUGUUGGUAUAUCUGACCUUUAUUAGUGUGAUAACUUGCAAAUCUCAGGCUCACAGGAAUCCUGCUUGUUACCUGACGAUCACUGGCACGUAUGAGGACUAUGAGUAUAUACAAGAAGGAGAUACAAUGAUUGGCGGGGUGCUAACUGUCAACUCAUUUAUGGUUCCCCGGGCCAGUUACAAACCAAUGGUGUGUGCCUGGCCCCUCCCUGAGUAUUACAGACAGUUAUUGGAUUUUCGCUUUGUCAUUGAGCAAACUAACAAGGAUCCGGCCUGGUUACCCAACCUGACCCUGGGGUACCAUAUAUACGACUCCUGUGGGGACCCCCGGAAGGCAGUGAGGAGCGUAUUACAGAUAUUAUCUGGUACCCAAGAGCCGGUUCCCAAUUACUCCUGUGUGGGAAAGAGAAACAUUGCUGGGUUUAUUGGGGAUCUCACCUCAGAGACAACUGUACCCAUAGCCCAAAUAUUAAGCCUGCUUGGAUAUUCUCAGAUCAGUUACGGAGCGACAGACACAUUGCUCAGUGACAAAAUCUCAUUCCCGUACUUUUUCCGGACGUUACAAAGUGAUCACGGCCAUUAUUUCUCAUUAAGCAAAUUACUCAAAGCCUUUGGUGGGAACUGGGUUGGAAUCAUCACAUCCGAUGAUAUCAGUGGAGAGAAAGAACUGCAGAUACUGACAAACUAUUUAUCCAUAGAUGGGAUUUGUGUUGAGUUCACCAUCAAGAUAAGUGAGACUAUGGGUGGGGUUAAAGAUUACGCCCGUAAGGAUAGGCCCUAUAAAGAGAUCCUUCAGAAAUCCUCAACCAAUGUCGUUGUUCUUUGUGGGAAAGUUUCCAUUGGUUUCAUAGGGAAAUUAGACAUUUAUACAGAUGCCUUCAUAGAGAAGACAUUAAUUGUCUCUUCAACGCUGACGGCUAAAAGUCACAUUAUGGCUUAUACCCUGGAAAUAUUCCAAAACAUUGUGGGGUUCGUGCAACGUUCCCCGUAUUCUGCAGAGAGCCCAGAUAUAAAGCCCUUCAUAGAGAGUAUCCACCCUUCCCGGUAUCCGCAGGACACGUUGCUGGAGGACAUCUGGAUGAAAUAUCAUUCGUGUUUGUCAAAACAACAACAUAGAAAUGAUGUGUAUGAAAGCUUGUACAUGUCUAAACUCCACAACUGCACCGGGCAGGAACGCAUUACGGAUAUCCGCCAUUUUGACAGUAAAUUAUACUCUCCCAGUGUGGCCCUGGCAGUCGAUAUGAUGUCACACGCAAUUCAUGAAAUGCAGAUUUCCCUUGCUGAGCGACCUCCUGAGAAUCAGAUCUAUAGGUACCAGUUACACCACUACCUGAAACGGCUUCUGUACAAGACCUCCACGGGCACCACCGCCUCCUUUGAAGAAAAUGGAGAGCUGAUCACUCAGUACAUGAUUUGUAACUGCGUCUUGGAACCUGAUGAACAACUGAGCAUAAACUCUCUAGGGGUGUUCAAACCACUGGACCCAUCGAAUGACAGACUAACGAUCAACUCAUAUCAAAUAAUAUGGAUGAGCAACAAGAGCAAGUUCCCAAGUGCUAAAUGUUCUGAGAGUUGUCUCCCCGGGUUCAGGAAGGUUCCAAGGAUCGGGGCCCAGUCCUGCUGCUAUGACUGCGCCGAGUGCUCUAAGGGAGAGGUUUCCGGUGUAAUCGACAGUGUAAACUGCUUAAGAUGCCCAGACAUGGAAUGGCCCAAUGUGAAGAAGGAUCAGUGUAUUCCUAAAACUGAAGAAUUUCUCCCAUACAGUCAUGAUGGAAUUUCUGUGUUUUUUUCAGCUGUCUCACUUCUUUUUGCUCUUAUAACUCUGCUCAUAUUGAGAGUUUUCAUUGUGUACCAGGACAGCCCCAUAGUAAGAGCCAACAACCGGAGCCUGAGCUUCCUCCUCCUUGUCUCCAUCAAGCUGAGCUUCCUCAGUGUGUUUCUGUUCCUCGGUCGCCCUGUGGAUAUAACCUGCAUGCUGCGCAUCAUCACUUUUGGAAUCACCUUCUCCAUAGCUGUCUCUUCUCUCCUGGCCAAGACUAUCAUGGUUUGUGUUGCUUUCAAAGCCACCAAGCCAGGGAGCUCAUGGAGAAAAUGGCUGGGAGUCAAACUGUCCAAUUCUGUAGUCUUGUUCUGCUCAUCCAUUCAAAUAAUCAUCUGCAUGACUUGGUUGGCCAUUUCUCCUCCCUUUCAGGAACUGGACAUUCACACUUCCCCUGGAACCAUCAUCAUUCAGUGCAAUGAGGGCUCAGCUAUUGGCUUUUACUCAGUUAUUGGGUAUAUGGGGCUUCUGGCAGCUGUUAGUUUUGUUUUAGCAUUUUUAGCUCGGAGCUUACCGGACAGUUUUAAUGAGGCCAAGUACAUCACUUUCAGCAUGCUGCUCUUCUGCAGUGUUUGGAUCACAAUGAUCCCGGCCUAUCUGAGCACCAAAGGCAAAAACACUGUGUGUGUGGAGAUAUUUGCCAUACUCACCUCAAGCGCCGGCCUUUUAGCCUCUAUAUUUCUGCCCAAAUGUUACACUAUUUUAAUUAGACCUGAAACGAACAAAAAAACACAUUUUCAUGGAAAUAAAAGUUUAUAA
Molecule: messenger RNA, 2601 nt
Organism: Xenopus tropicalis (tropical clawed frog)
Lineage: Eukaryota; Metazoa; Chordata; Amphibia; Anura; Pipidae
Product: vomeronasal type-2 receptor 26-like
Exons: 6
Coding region: 1-2601 (866 amino acids)
Biological process (GO): G protein-coupled receptor signaling pathway
Cellular component (GO): membrane; plasma membrane
Molecular function (GO): G protein-coupled receptor activity
Source: RefSeq, a predicted model, not a curated record